AAUGUACCACCGGAAGAGACUUCGUCCGGCGCGUUUGUAAAACGUAAAAUUAAUUUUUCUUUCUUGGAAGUGUGGAACUGACACUUUAAAUUUAAAAUGGCAUAUAAAGGUGGAGCACAGAAAGUCCAGAAGGUUAUGGUUCAACCCAUUAAUCUUAUUUUCAGAUACCUCCAAAAUCGCUCAAGGAUUCAGGUGUGGCUCUAUGAACAGAUCAACCUCAGAAUUGAGGGAUGCAUUGUUGGCUUUGACGAGUACAUGAACCUGGUCUUGGAUGAUGCUGAGGAGGUACACAUGAAGACACAAAACAGAAAACGACUUGGUCGCAUUUUAUUGAAAGGAGACAACAUCACCUUAAUUCAACAAGUACAGUAGCAGCUCAUUGGACGUCAUCUCGCUUUGACAUCGGAUCAUUGACCUCUUCAUCCAAGAUCCCCAUUGUAUGAUUUCUGUAUGAGUCUUGGUCUACUUUUUUUUUUUCUUUUAAAAAAAAAAUGUUUGAAUGAACUGUUGAGGGAAAAAAUGUGAGAAAAAUCUUUGAUGUGUGAAGGUAUAAAUGGAGAGUGAGUGAGUUUGAGUGAUAUGUUUGCCAUCCUUUGUAUUUUAUGUGCUGCCAGUUACUUCAUUGUCAUCUCUUUUUAAAGUUUUUAUCAUCAAAAUUCCAGAAGCCGCUGAUGUUAGUCGACUUUUGAAAACAGUGGAAAUGAAAAUCUGAAGCGAUUGUGUCUGUCAUGGCUACCCUGUUGUCUGAUUUCUGGUUUGUUGUUUAUUAUGGAACAUUGUUGUACCUAGCAUCCUGGAAGUACCAAGUGUUAAUAAACAUUUUUAUGAAGUUA
This is a messenger RNA of Aplysia californica (California sea hare), 833 nucleotides long. Its product is annotated as small nuclear ribonucleoprotein E. The transcript has 5 exons. Gene Ontology annotation, molecular function: RNA binding. Gene Ontology annotation, biological process: mRNA splicing, via spliceosome; spliceosomal snRNP assembly. Gene Ontology annotation, cellular component: U2 snRNP; U4/U6 x U5 tri-snRNP complex; precatalytic spliceosome. The record is from RefSeq and is a predicted model, not a curated record. Bases 97 to 372 code for a protein of 91 amino acids. NCBI's taxonomy places the organism in Eukaryota, Metazoa, Mollusca, Gastropoda, Aplysiida, Aplysiidae.